Cylicostephanus goldi is the source of this 285-nucleotide messenger RNA. NCBI's taxonomy places the organism in Eukaryota, Metazoa, Nematoda, Chromadorea, Rhabditida, Strongylidae. The record is from the annotation of a GenBank genome assembly.
AUGAGAAAGAAUCCUGAGAAACGACUAGGGGCUGGUGAGAAAGAUGCUGAAGAAGUCAAGGAUCAACGGUUCUUCAAGCACAUAGACUGGGCGUGGGACCGUCUUCUUCGGAAGGAGAUAAAGCCGCAGUUCUUACCUCAAAUAAAAAAUCCGGAGGAUGUCUCGAACUUUGACGACGAAUUUACCAAGGAGAAGCCCCGUUUUUCAUCUGCGAAGGAUAAACAUAUCAUAACAGAGGCGGAUCAGCAACUAUUUGCUAAUUUUGAUUUUUCUUUGAUUGAUUAA